Messenger RNA from Asterias rubens (European starfish), 2723 nucleotides. RefSeq names its product stomatin-like protein 2, mitochondrial. The coding region runs from base 193 to 1335 and encodes 380 amino acids. Lineage: Eukaryota; Metazoa; Echinodermata; Asteroidea; Forcipulatida; Asteriidae. The transcript has 9 exons. Gene Ontology annotation, cellular component: membrane. The record is from RefSeq and is a predicted model, not a curated record.
AACAAAGACAAUGUGAACUAAGGAGGGCGCUGCUGUUCGUAAUAGUUGUGAAUCACACGUGAUGAUGUAACUUGGAAGUAAACUAUCUGGAUCAAUAGAGUUAGGCUUUCAUCUCUCUCAGUUUUAUUAUUGAGACAACGAUUUGGGUAAUUCAUUGAUACCCCUGGUGAGACAGUCAAGAAAGGUCGAAUAAUGUUGUCUGUUAUGAGGAAUGCACGACUGGCGCAGGGUCUUCUCCGCCGUCAGUGCAUGUUAACAUCAGAGGUACAAGUAAGGUCAGCGUCAGGUGGACAGGUCAAUACGGUCAUUCUCUUUGUGCCACAGCAGGAAGCAUGGGUGAUCGAGAGAAUGGGCAGAUUUCACAAUGUGCUGAGUCCGGGUCUUAAUUUCCUGAUUCCAGUACUCGACAAGAUCAAAUAUGUUCAGAGUCUGAAGGAAAUCGCUAUUGAUAUACCAGAACAGAGUGCUAUCACAAAUGACAAUGUAACUCUUCGCAUAGAUGGUGUGCUGUAUCUAAGAGUGACUGAUCCUUACAAGGCGAGUUAUGGUGUAGAGGACCCAGAGUAUGCAGUGACUCAGUUAGCACAAACCACCAUGAGAUCUGAGAUCGGUAAAAUCACCUUGGAUCAAGUCUUCAAGGAGAGAGAGUCGCUUAAUAUCUCUAUAGUAGAGGCCAUAAACAAUGCUGCCGUGGAGCCAUGGGGCAUCAAGUGCCUCCGCUAUGAAAUCAAAGACAUUGAGCUUCCAGACAAGGUGCAGGAAGCCAUGCAGAUGCAGGUUGAAGCUGAGAGGAAAAAGAGAGCCGUCAUAUUACAGUCUGAAGGUGUUCGAGAAUCAGAAAUCAAUGUGGCAGAGGGAAAGAAACGAGCCAAGAUCUUAGCAUCCGAGGCCUUACAACGAGAGCAGAUCAACAUGGCGUCUGGUGAAGCUAAUGCCAUCAUCGCUAAGGCCCAGGCGCGAGCCGAAGCCCUUGCACUUGUAGCUGAAGCUAUUGGGAAAAGGGACGGAGGUAAUGCAGCUUCCCUGAAUGUAGCCGAGCAGUACGUAGCAGCGUUUGGUCACCUCGCUAAAACGGGGAAUACCAUACUUUUACCGACUAAUACAGGAGACAUCAGUAGUAUGGUUGGACAGGCAAUGGCAAUUUACGGCAAUCUCAGUAACAAGCAAACGGCGGACGCACAAAAGGCCAUAACGGACGGAAUAGCAGAGGAGACGGAGAGAGAAGAACUCAAACUAAUCAAAUCAGCGGAGAAAGACCUGAUGAGGAAUAUAAAGCAACAAGAAACAGAGCUCAGGAACAAAUUCACAACAUCGCCGGAUCAGGAUAAAAACUGAUGCAUCUUAGCUUGAAACUCGCCCCCCCAUCCACAAUAAACUUUUUGAUACCGAGUUAAUGGCCGUUGGCUAUGAGUAAGCAAGGGCGACUAGUUCAAUUUACUACUCGACUAGUCUUGCCUCAAAUUGUCGCCACUUUGACACCAGUUGCGACUAAUUUUAAAUUCCCGAGAUGCAUUGCGGCAUAAUGUUUGCCGCAUGCGCAGCAUAGUAAAAUAGGAUUGAAGUAUUGUGUCACUAAUGUCUGGUUGUGUUUCGUAAGUAAAAUAUGUUGUCAUGAAUAGUCGUGAGCGACACAAUUGGUUCACCAAACAGGUAGUUGCGACUAUUUUUGUAGUAGUCGUGGGGGCACGAUUAGCUAUGAGUGUCAGUAUACUUGUACAUGUAUUUGAUAUCAUGGCCAAUCUUUGUCAUUAUCACAAGGAGAAAUGCAUCCUUUUCUUGAAGAGAUGAACAUAGCUGACAUUUCCCUUAUCUGUGUUUGACAUCUUGAUUAUGAUUAUUGGUGCCUUUAUAGAUACUGUCUGUAUUGUGUAGUGGCUGGGCAUGUCCAUGUAAUAGUAUAACAAAAAAGAGUAGGAAGACCAUGAACUGUGUCACUUAAUUAUACAAAACUACCAACAUUAUGGUCAUAUCCUUUUCUCUGAAAAGAAAUUGUGUAAUUUUUUAUCGGAAAGCCCUCUUGUUAUUAAGAUGGUUAUGAUCAUCCCGCGGUCUACCAGACCCAAGCGGUGGUGUUGUCAGCAGCAGAGUGUGGGUUCGAUACCUGGUCGCUACACUUGUGCCCUUGAGCAAGGCAAUUGACCAUACAGCGAGGAUCCUCGUGGAUGAUACCCAUGCCUACAUUCUUAACGGACAAUGAAGAGGGUAACACUGUUGCAACCCCAGGAGUAGGUGGCAACGUGCCCCUGGUGGCAGUUGAUUUGGGUUGAAGUGGCCGUCCGUGGCUUUGUUUUGUUAGGUGAUCUCUCAUUAAAAAAACAAGGACAGUUUAAAAUUUUAAAAGUUAUGUGGAAAAAGUUUCUGAAAUUUUGGCGAUCAUUGGCAGGCACAGAGCCUUGUUCAUCUCACUAAAAUAUGUGGAUGGAUUUAACCUUCAUGAUGAAGUUUUCUCAACAAAUUAGACACUUUAGUAAACUGAAACAUACACGGGUGACUUUGGUUACACUUUCCUUGAAAAUGUUUGCCUGUAAAUCAGCAUUACGUUGACAGAAAACAGACGUUGAACCCUACAUUUCAGUUGAGAUGGCAUGAUGUUAUUUUAAUGCACUGAUUUCUUGUUUGCUACAGUGUCUAGGGUAAUGUAUACAACUUAUACGUUUGAUACAAUUCGUAAUAACUUUGUUAAUCAGCCAUAUACCAUGAACAAUAAAUAAAUUUGUUUUAAA